Messenger RNA from Ananas comosus (pineapple), 4946 nucleotides. RefSeq names its product pentatricopeptide repeat-containing protein At5g40400. The coding region runs from base 1 to 1440 and encodes 479 amino acids. Gene Ontology annotation, molecular function: protein binding. The transcript has 4 exons. The record is from RefSeq and is a predicted model, not a curated record. NCBI's taxonomy places the organism in Eukaryota, Viridiplantae, Streptophyta, Magnoliopsida, Poales, Bromeliaceae.
AUGGUAUCAAAGCAUGAGCCGCUCCUCCCGCCGCCGCACCGCCUUUACCUCCCUCCUCCGCUCCCAGCCGACGCCUUUGCCUCCCUCGCCGCCGCCGCCGCCGCCGCCGAGUGCAACUGGAGCCCCGCCGUCUUCGGCCUCCUCGUCAGGGUCCUCGCCCGAUCGGGCCGCGUCGCCGAUGCGCUCCGCGCGUGCUGCCGCGCGCUCCGGAUCGGCCUCCCCCCCGACGCCGCCGCCUUCAAUUGCCUCCUCUGCGCUCUCGUCAACGCGGGCCAGUUCGACCUCUCGUGGAAGCUCUAUCGCCGCAUGCGGAGCGCCGGGGUCGACCCGAAUUCGUACACUUUCAAUAUCUUGAUCCGUGCCCUGUGCCGGGGAGAGGGCGCGGAGAAGGCCGGGGAGUUCUUGGAGGAGUGGGAAUCCGAUGGGUUCGAUCCCGAUAUCGUGACCUACAAUACCUUGCUCGAUGGGUAUUGCAGGAGAGGGAGAUUGGGCGACGCGCUCUACCUGUUCGACGUAAUGUUCCGCAGAGGGGUCGAGCCCGACUUGGUUUCCUACACUGUUCUGGUGAAUGGGUUGUGUAGAGAUGGGCGCGUGGCGGAAGCACGCCGGCUGUUCAAUCGAAUGCUUCAGAGAGGCCUCAGCCCGGACGGCCUCGCCUACCGGGCUCUUAUAGCUGGGUAUUGCAAGAAAGGCAGGAUGAGGGAGGCGAGGGCUCUGCUUAAUGAGAUGAUUUCGAGCAGGUUGGUGCCCGAUAGCAUUACCUGCGGGGUGGUCGUCGAAGGACAUGUGAAGUGUGGGAAGUUGCUUUCUUGCUUGAAUCUGGUCGUGCAACUUCGGAAAUAUGGGAUUGUCAUUUCUUUGGAUAGCUACGAGAAACUAGUCAGUGCACUGUGUGCGGAGGACCGGCCGAAUGCGGCGAGGAACCUACUGAAUUGGAUGCUGCAAGAUGGGUAUAGUCCGAAUUUGAAGAUAUAUAAUUUGAUCGUCGAUUGCUUUUGUAAAUGUGAUUGUGUGCAAGAGGUACUUGAAUUGAAGGAUGAGAUGGUUGGGAGAGAUAUCCGGCCUAAUUUGGAGACUUAUCGGAUACUUAUUAGUUGUCUCUGUAGGCUAGGCAAGAGUUCUGAGGGCGAGAUCUUAAUGGCAGAGAUGAUCGAUUCAGGUCUCAUGCCUGACUCUCUUAUUUGUAGUGCCCUGGUUCAUUGCUGUUGUCGGCGAAGAGAAUUUGGUAAGGCAGAAUCACUCCUGACGUAUUUUUCUCAGGAACUUGUGAUUUAUGACAAUGAGAGUUACAAUGCUCUAAUGAGGGCAUACUGUGAGGAGAAUGACAUGGCUGAGUCUCUAGAGCUGCAGGAUAGGUUACUUACGUUGGGUUUUGUUCCGAGUAGCGAGACAUGCAAGUCUAUGAUCUAUACGCUCUCCAGAAAUGAAAUUCAUGGCUAGCAGGAAAAGUAAACUGUGUUGACAUUAACCAUCUUCUUCAAGGGGUGACACGACUGAUAUUCCUGUAAAGGAGAUCUGGUAUUAAAGUGUCAGGUCAGCAUUCUGUUUGAUCUGCCAGAGCGGGUCGUUCAGAGGCUAUUUUCAGGUUAUGGAGGAUACGGAAGCUUUCUUUGUCAUAUAUUAUUAGAAACAGGGGAUAUGAUUUUUUUUUUUAAAUACUUAUUUACUUAGCUGCGAGGUAACUAAGCAUUUUAGACCAUGAUCAAUUGUCCAUUAUAGUCAUUUUCCUGAAGUUGGAUCUUUGCUCAGAGCCUUAUUAUGAUCAUACAUUGUUGUGCAUCACAUAAGCUGUAUAUCAUAUGUCGAAUGGGUCUUCAAUGACUCAUCUCAAGUUAAAUUUUGGCCUUUUUUCUCCAUAUGGAAUUUACAAAUUCUGUAGUUUGGCUGAAUAUGUUGUCGGAAAUAGGAUAGGCUGUUGGGGCGGCAGACGAGGGGGUGCCAUGUCAAAUAUUUAUUGGAUUUCUAAGUGUUUUGGCAGUAAAUAUGGUGGGUAGCUCUGAUGACGGAGAUGGUCAAAUCUGUCCUCAAUCCUCUCUAUGUUGUAUAUUCUGCCUUAGUCAGCGAGCUGGAGCUUCAGUUAAGUGAAAAGCUUCAGUGUUUCAGAAAUUUGUGAUUGCAUGUGAAAGUCGCAAUGAUCAUAAUCGGUCAUACUGCAAGAAUUGUGAGGUGGCUGAGAUUCUACAUAGUUUCAUGAUAUUGAUCCAAACAUGGAGUCUUGCAGGCCGCUGAUCUAUGGACUGUUUAGAAGUAAAAUAUGUUUUUAAUAGAUGAAUUUGGAAGCUCAGUUCUUAGGAGAGGAUAAAAAUUUGAUACUCCUAACAAUUAUUUGGAUCUUACAAAUGCCUGAAGAUGAUUCUACUUCAUUUAGAAGGAUAGAUGGUGCAGAGGACAUCACUCUGAUUUUAUGAUGGUGGAACUGCUUCAAGUAUUUUGCAAAAUGGAACUUUAUUAUGCUUCUCACAUCCCUGCGCUUCCAAUAGUUGUGUAUAAGUUGCCGAAGCCGUAUCUAAUUUCUUGCCCAAGAAUUUGCCUCGUGUGCUCUUUGUGCUAGUGAUAAGAUAACUGGAAUCUAUUUCCAUCUGUAUGGCUGCAUCCUACUAUAAGUGUUGGUGCUUCACAGCCACUGAAGUUGUUCUGCGAAGUAAUUGUCUCAUUUUCUAAGGCAACGGAACGCAUCAAAACCCCAGGCAACCGUAAUUGCCAAAAAGUAACCUCUCGGCACUGUUUUGUAAGGCAAAGCCCGUGCGGCGCUGGAGCCAUUUGCCGGCCUGUGAGACUCUUCAGUCAGAAUCAAGUGAAAUCUAUGAUGUCGAGGCAGGAGUCCUAGUUGCUGUACUGCAAUUUGCGAUAUCUUGGAGCUAAGUUGCAGGAUAGCUGACCACCAGCAUCUGUAUCUUGUUUUCUUGCACUCCUCACCAAGCUGCAACUGGCCUGUUUUGCUUUGCCACAGUUCAAUUGCCUAGUCUUGGAAACUCUUGGAGGUACAGUUAUUAUCACUUGGUACAGAGAUAGUCACUCAUACAAGAUAAACUGAAUAGUAGGGUAAGGCACUAUUCGGUUCAAACCAAAUUAUUGAACCGAACCGUCUCGUUUCGGUCGUUAAUGUGUGAUUCGGUUCAGUUCGGUUUUACAAAUUGAAAACCGGAAAAACCCACUAAUCUGAAUUAACCUAAAUUAUAAAAUUACUGUAUAAGAGUCUUAAAACUAAAAAAGAAAAUAUGUAUUGGUUCGUUCGGUUUUGCGUAUGGAUCCUAUUGUAGCAAGUCCCUAGCUAUGGAGAAGUUUUUAAAAAAGUAGAUGGUAAUCAUUGUUAUAUUUAGACUAAAGAUUCUGAACAUAAAAUUAAUUAUGAUUAUAUGUUAGUUUUUAGUAGUUUUAAAAGAUUUAAACUGGACAAAAAUAUUUUACUGAAACCAAAUAAACCGAACCAAACUGACCUAUACUCACAUCUAUGAAUACCGUAAUGGUCUGGGACGAGUACAAAGUUUUGCCAUGCCGAGUAAAACCGCUACGGAAGAGAAGUACAUAAAUCGGCGCGGUUAAUUGAAUCACAAUCAUCCCUGCUUGGAGUGGAUAUAUAUUUAUAUAGUUUUUGAAACUAUGUUUUUACAAAUGUUGUCCUUGGAUUCCAAAUAAACUGCAGGAAUAAAGAAUUGCUGAAACAAUGCGAGGAAACAAAUGUAAUUGAGAGUGCUUAACUCACCCUUCCUCAACAAGUUUCAAUCGAAGGCUAAAUGUGAACCAUUUAUAGAGUGAUAAACAAUUUAGAUUGAACCGUCAAUCUAUGUUAUUGAUUAGUCGGUUUUAUAUAUUUCUUUUCUUUUUUAAUUUUGUUUGAAUAGAAAACUCUGCCUUGGCUAGUAUUUAUCAAAUAUCGUAUGAUUGAUUUAAGUGGGUAGAAGCACUGCAAUUGCUUGAUCAUCACCUGAACUUCGGUUAACUUAGAUUUAUUCGUUUCAUUUGGUUCUCGAUUUGUUAAGAAUUGAAUCGAGCCUCUAACAAAACAGUGUCUAAUCAAUCGAAAUGAGUCGGUUCAGUUCGGUAAUUCGAGUUGGAUCUGAUGGUUCUUAACUCAUUCAGUAACCAUUAACCAGAGUUGCUCUUUCUUUUACCCACCUUUUGAAAGAGAGAACAGUGAAUGGUAACAACAUUAGUGAGUUUACUCCUGGUCCUUUUUUGCACUUGUCCCCCGCAAAACAAAUUUAUCUUGCAAAUGAUCCUAUCAAAUUCGUAAAUAUAGAAAUGGCUCUGUAUUGUACAUGUAGGCGCCACGUGAAAUAUUUCAAGUGAUACGGUGAUUCAUUCGCCGUGUUUAGUUAAAUAAUAUAGUAUAUUGUUAAAAGUAAAUUUUUAACUCUUCAUACAUUAUUCCAAACAAGGCGAAUGAACUGCCGUUUUUUAAAUCUAUUGAAUGAAUCGCCACUGUGUUUACUUAAAAUAUAUUUUUCUUAUCCCACGUGGCGUCUACGUGUACAAAUGAAGGAUCAUUUCUGCUGCAUUUAUAAUUUUGAUAGAAUUUUUAUAAAAUAAAAUUAAAUGCAAAAAAGAGUUCUUUUAUAUGGGGGCUACAUAAAUAAAUUACCAUAAAUUAUGGUGCUAUGGUGUAUGAACAGAGCUUGCCCCUCUUUUUGUUUGGGUUGUCAUCAAAUGGAGACACAAAACAAAGUUAAAGAUAGAGAGACCAGACAAAAAGGAAACAAGCCACUGAGGUAUUAAAGAAGCUUCUUUUGCAUACUUUUUCAUGUCCCUAGUGAAUUUUUUUGCUUUUGUAGGCCUGCCUAAUUGGGCAUGUAAAACAAAAAUUGAUCAUCAGCUUAGAUAAACAGUCAUUAUUGCCUUUUUUUUUAUAUAUAUAUAUUUUUCCCUCUUCUUUAUAAGCAACUCGGAUCUUUGGGUCCUGUACUGUAACGAGGGUGUAAAAUACAUUUCUAGAUCGUUUCCUAUCA